Messenger RNA from Magnolia sinica, 2824 nucleotides. Its product is annotated as two-component response regulator-like PRR95. Gene Ontology annotation, biological process: phosphorelay signal transduction system; cytokinin-activated signaling pathway. The transcript is spliced from 8 exons. The record is from RefSeq and is a predicted model, not a curated record. Lineage: Eukaryota; Viridiplantae; Streptophyta; Magnoliopsida; Magnoliales; Magnoliaceae. Gene Ontology annotation, molecular function: protein binding. The coding region runs from base 212 to 2383 and encodes 723 amino acids.
AUUUGCGGCCCCAAACGCAUCGGUCUAUAUUUAGUUACCGCUGGAAUCGGUGCUCCUUCAUCUCUUCUUUUGAGUCAUCGCCAUUAAUCUCCACCGUCGAUUUCUCUGUCCUUCUUUUCAGAUAUUUCAGUAGAGCAGAGCUAUAUAGUAAGAAGAAGGAAUUGCUUUCAAUUUUCUUUUAUUUUGGGUUUUUGUUUGUUAGAAGGAGAAAAUGGGAGAAGUCGCUUUGAGUAGUGAAGUGGUUUUUGGGGAGGAAGAAGAAGAAGUGAAGAAGAUUGUGAGAUGGGAGAGUCUUCUUCCUCGUACAUCGCUGGGAGUUCUGUUAGUAGAAGGGGAUGAUUCGACGCGUCAGAUCGUCGCUGCUCUGUUGAGGAAAUGCAAUUACAAAGUUGCUGCUGUUUCCAAUGGCUUAAAAGCAUGGGAAAUUCUGAAGGAGAAACCUCAUAAUAUCGAUCUCAUUCUGACAGAAGUAGACUUGCCCUCAGUCUCUGGAUUUAGCCUUCUUACCAUGAUAAUGGAGCACGAGACCUGCAAAAACAUUCCUGUGAUAAUGAUGUCCUCGCAUGAUUCUAUCAGUGUGGUUUUCAAGUGUAUGCUGGGAGGUGCUGCAGAUUUUCUAGUCAAGCCUGUUAGGAAGAACGAGCUGAGGAAUUUGUGGCAGCAUGUUUGGAGAAGACAAGCUUCGAAUGGUCUCAGGCAUAGGCACCAAGAUGGGAACCAUGUACCAAGGAAAUUCAACACUGCUUCUGACACCAAUGCUGCAAGUAACCACUCAAGUGCCUGUAUGCAGAAAAAUAGGGAAUGCAGUGAAAAAGGCAGCGAUGCCCAAAGCUCUUGUACGAAGCCAGACACGGAAGCUGAAAGUGUGUACGUGCAUAACAUGCAGGAGCUUUUGCAGCCAAAAUGUAGGAAUGCUUCUCUUGUGGUCGAUACAGAAGCACAGAAGCAUGAGACACAUCUUAAGUUGGGUGGAUCAUUGUCGAUUCAUGAAAGUGAAGCUGAAGAUAAAUCGAUGGGACUGAGCUCAGAAAUGGCUCCCUGCAAUCAUGUGAAAAACCCCAGUGAGACCAUCUUACUUGAAAAACAUGCAUGUGUGGCAGGGGACAAGGAAAUGAUCCCCCCAAGAUACAGGGUGGAUGCUAAUAUGGUGAAUGAAACUGAGUACAGUGAUAAGCAAAUCAAACCUUUGAGUGAAGUCAUUGACUUGAUUGAGGCAAUCAAUAAUCAGCCACAAUACAGCUAUCGCCCUCCAGAAAGUACCAUUGGUUGCAGCAUUAUGUUCGACGAUGCAGUAAACUUCUCUGAUGGGAAUGGCAGCAAGUGCCGGUUAGGUUCACUACGAUUGGAACUUUCCUUGAGAGGCUCUGAGCCGAGUGGGUGCAAAAACCAAGAGACUGAGGAAAGGUGUACCUUGAACCAUUCAAAUGCCUCACCCUUUUCUCGGUACAAUAACAGGACAGUGCAGCCCCCUGGCCCCCCUCUUCCAUCACCGACCAGUUUCAACAUCGAAUCCCUAGAAUGUUCUGGGAACUCCCAGAAGCCUCUCCUCAACCAAUCUCCUGGGGCUGCUGCUGGCGUUCACUGGCAUGGGUUGACAAAGAAUGACAGUCAGGAAGAAACUGACCCCGGGGUCAUUGGUCCGGGUCAAGAGAAAACGACAUUUCCAUUUUCUGGACUUGGGGUUGUUCCUGUCCCUGUUCCUUCCACUGGCAUGCCCCUCGAUGGUUUUUAUGCUGGCUAUGGCGCUUUAUUGCCCCCCAUAUUCUAUCAACAAUCAGUUCCUCAAGGGCCACCACCAUGGAGCACAAGUUCAUCCAGCCAGCAGGAAGCCGUCCAUGUGAAUUCAUCUCAUCAAUCCAAUCUUGAAACUCAUGACUCAGAGCAAAAUCAUUAUUCUCAUGAUCAAAUUGCAGACAAACCCAUCUGCCAGGCUGUGCCUGGGCAGGAACAGAACAUGGAAUCUGAACAGGAUCCAGGGCACGUUCUGUCAGCAACUGGUCAAAGCAGAAGCAGCAAUCCAUGCAAUGGUAGCGGAGGCCAUCUUAACAGCAGUGGAUGUGGGAGUGUCUGCAAUGGGAGUAGCAAGAAUGGUGCUGUGGUUGGAGCGGCAUCAGAGAGUGGGAAUGAUGAGGGCCUUUCUGCUCAUGAUGGAGCCACGAUGAAGGAUUAUCAGCGUAUUUCACAAAGAGAGGCGGCCUUGACCAAAUUCCGACUGAAGCGAAAAGACAGAUGCUAUGAGAAGAAGGUUCGGUACCAAAGCAGGAAAAGACUUGCAGAGCAGCGCCCUCGAGUGAAAGGACAGUUUGUUCGCCAAGUGCAACCUGAUCCUCAUCCUGCAUCCAUCGAAAAUGAUAGCUAUCAUUGCGAUUUGUUGGCCGCAUAGUUUCACAUUCCAACAAAUACAUUCUAACCCCCCCAUUGUUGACAAUCUUGGACCCCAACUAUUGAGCUGAACUGUCUGUGAGAUCUCAGACUAUGCUAUUCAAAUUACCCGUGUUUACUCUCUUUCAAUGUCUUACAAGAUUCAGGGUGCUCUGCUUGACAAAAUGUUAUCUUCUGUGAAUUGGAAGCUUAAGGUGGCAUGUUUGGAUGCACUAGUGAAUUGAAUUGCAAUUUAAUUCGGUGGUGCAUGAUCCAGACACGCCUCAAAGUAUCAGUAUCAUCUCUCUCAAGAAAUAUAGGGUGGUGUGAGAUACAGGGACAAUUAACUUACUCUUCGCCAUGUUGCUUUUCGAGUGUCGAUUUUACUUUAUUUUGAUGUAAAUAGGCAUGAGUUUUGUAACAGAGUAACCACACUAGCAAUGUAUGUCUCUCUUUCUAUUCA